ACAAACAUUGUGUGUACAUGGUUGGAAUUGGCUAUUUGCAAUUGCAUUGCAUUGAGAAUCAAAACAACCAUGGCUGCCAAACCAGGGAGGAACGGCUCCUGCUCUUCUCACGCCUCAGAGAGAUCUUCUGCCUGUUCUUCCUCCAAUUCAUCAGGCUCCAAGAACAACACUUUAAGCACGAGAAGUAGCCAUGAUAUUUAUGACUUGGAUGACACAAAAUGCGGCUGGUUAUUGAAAAGAUCCCGGGUGUCGAAAAAAUGGAAAAAGCGUUGGUUCGCGUUGAGGAGGGAUGAGCUCAUUUAUGGACACAACUCAGAGUCAUUGGACAAAAGCAUACCAUUGGAUGGGACAGACAUUUCAGAUUCAAUCAUGGACCAAAAGUUGUUUGUGUUCAAACUCCAGCCACUGAACUACAAUCGGUCCUUCUUUCUGCAAGCAGAAAAUGAAGCCGACCAGUUGGAGUGGAUGUCGGCCAUUUGUUUUGCCAAAGCAACCAGUCAUCAAACUGACAAGUCAAAGUCAUGUGUUCUACAGUGAAUCCUUGUUCAAGAGAAGGCAACAAAUUGUUGAAGUCUUUCUGGGAACAGAGGCGAAGAAUCAAUGAAUAUGCUGCUCUCACAUCAUCUGAAAGGAGUUGUAAGGUCAGGACAAUGUAAAGCUGCCUGGGUGAAGAUUUAUGGUUGUGGAGUUACAUGUAUUUAGAGGGUGAGCAGGCCACAGGAAAUAUGCUCAUUUUAUAUGUAGCUGUUCAAGAAUGGAAGACCAAAAGUUAAGUCUAACUAUUUAUUCUAGCUCUAUUUCUCUUGAACAUCUUCCAGAGGUGAUGGUAUUAAUUGAACUGUGCAGAACAUUUUUAAAAAGAAAGGCAUCAGCUCCAAGUCCAAGGUGAGACCAUUCUGAGUUUAAGGAGGGUGAAUGAAUGCCGGAAUGUCAUCAGAGUGCUUGUCUGAGUUUUAUCCAACAUGGCAACAACCAGAGACAUCAGGAUUGCCCUUGAGAUAUAUCUUCUAGGAAUGAAGGUCACAAAAAGACAUCAUUACAAAUGAUAAUAGCUAGCCACACUUUGUUGUAAUGAUUGAUUAGCCAGGGAACUUUAAGAAGCUUAUUAAACAGAAUGAAAAUAAUGAGCAAGUUCAACAGUAGGGGCCUAUAUGUGUAGCCUUUUCACUCAAUUUACUGCUGUCUCUCUCACUAUUCUACAUGUAUCUAAAUCAAUAAUAUGUGCAUAAGAUACAAAUUUGAUUGGUUUAUGAAAGCUGCAAAUAUUUCACAUUUACUAAUUUAGUGUAGCACAUAGUGGCACCAGUAGUGUCAAGAACCAACAAUUAUUUUUCCGAUUCUGUUAUGUUACGACAAUAGAAUUUUGCAUACACUUUACUUUGUAUACAAUACUGACAAAUAUAAUUUCACAAAUCAAAUCAGGAGACUUGAGAUAUUCUAAGAUUCAGGAUCUUUAUGAUACAUGUAUAGAUGUGUAGUUUUACAAGUGUGCAACCAAAAAUAUAAAAGCAAAUGUGGUAAAUCAUUCAUGAUCACUGUAGCAAUGAUUUGUUUCAAUACAAUCGUUUUUAAUGGAGCAAUACAUUGAUGGAUAUACCCAAUGUGUCUUACAAAAAAGCUAACUGCCAUUCAUAUCACAUAGCUUUAUAAAAAUAAUAACUCUUUUAUAGAUUUGUAAUAGUUUGGACUUGAGUGGUUGUUUGUGGUUAAUAUUAUGUACAGAAAUGUAGUGCCUUGCAGUAAAAAAUAAUUUGUAUACACUAAAGACCCCUGAGAUUGACUGUAGAUUGUAAAAUGUAGUUAAAGUGCAUUUUGUAUGUCACUCGUACAUGUACAUGUAUGGGGUCUGCAAUAAAUGGAAAUCAAAACUGGCUUGCAUUACGGUAAUACAGAAAUCAUUGAUUAAAUAUUUUUAUUAUUUUGAUAUUUCUAGUAACUUUAAAAUGCAAAAGUAAAGUGAUUAAGAAUACAUAGAGAUAAAAUGAUUCCAUUAAUAUUAACUUUGUGUACAAGUGUUAUUAUAUAUAUGGUUGUUUUCAUCUUUGGGGGGAAAAAAGAUGAAAAUUGAUGGGUUUACAGUUACAAGCAUUUGUAGAGGCCGUAGUUGACCUGAUUUAAGCAGUUGGCACAGGGCAAGUCUACAUGUACAGAACCACAAGGUAUACAUGUAGAUCAAAUGCAGCUAUAGUAAGUUACAGUUAGUCCAAGUGUACAAUGCAGGUUGACAUAACUUUUAUUUGUAUAGUGAAAGUGAAAGCUGAUCCUUAUUAACAUUUUGACAGGGAAUGAAUACCAAAUGGACUAUUCAAGUAAAUUAUGGGCAAGAUCUUUUAAUUAUACACAUAUAUCUAAUGCCUUUUUGCCAAUAAAAAGCAAAGUUGCUGAAAAUGAGAUGAUGCACAUUAGUAAGAAGAGGCUUUGUGAUUAAAGCGAAGACUUUUUUUGUACCCAACCUCUACUCGACUUGUUGAAAAAAUCAGGAAAUGGUGUACUGUAAAGGUUUUCCGUGCAUUAAACAAGUGCAUGCAUGAAAUAUUUGCUUUCAAUUACAUGUACUAUAAAUCACUGUAUAAUAAUUUUAAAUUACACCAUCUUUUAGAAAUCUCUUGAUUGUGGGAUUUUAAGUCACCCUCUGGAAGUUUUUAUAAUUUUCCAUCAUACUGUACGUAAUUGUCAAAAGAAAAAUGCCGUUCCAGCUUUUUACAUGGAGCAUCAAUAAGAACAAAGGUUUGAUAAGCAGUGAUGUCACUUGUGGUUUUAAUAAUUUCCGUAAGUCAUAUUUCAAGAGUAGUUUUGUCCUGUUUUUCAUUUGGUCUUGGGGACAGCAAUAUAUUCAGGAUAUUGGUUUGUCAAUUUUGCAAUGUUUGAUUUCCAUUGUGGUCAUAAACAAAUAAGAUUUCUCACUUUCACUUUAAUUUGAUUAUUGCAAUUAUUUGAUUUUAUGAAUUUUGUGAAAAUAGAUGACAAGGUCUGCAAAAGGUUCAGAUAUACUGCAGGAAAGAUUAUUCCUAGUCAGAAUUGCAUUCUUUCCAAUUUUACACUUUGUAUGUGGUGUAUUUUCAUUGAGAUGUAUUACAAAUGUGUGACUAAAUAUUGUUCUGAAAUUUCCAGUUGUAUUGCCAUGUGUAUAUUUAAUGUAUCGUGCAUUGGUCAGAUCGCGCACUACUCUGUAUUUACACGAUCAAUGAGAUUACACAUUCAAUUAAAUGUGUAUGUUGGCAAUUUUCUUGAUAUCAUUUAUCUCUGUGAAAAAGCCCCUUGAUGGUGAAAUACAUAUACAUGUACAUGUAUGUCAGUUUUAUGCUGAUACCAGUGAUCACAAAUUAAGAUCUUGACAUGAAUUUUGUUGCUGCUUUACCGUACUGCUGUGGUAUAAUACUGUAUCAUAUUAUCUUUAUAGUACCUGCAUUAUUGGUAUCCUAUUGAUCUGAUUUGUAUUUAUUUCUGGAUUUACAUAACAUGUAUAUUGUACAAUACCUUAACCUACUAUUCAAUAAGAAAAGUUCAACCACCGAAAAUAUGCGGAGUAGUUUUCCACGUGUAUGGGGUGUAGAUCAUUAUUUGUUUAAGGAGACACUGUAAUGGUAUUACACAGUUCAAAGUCCUAUCUUGUUUGCCAAAUUUCUCCAGGUUAUUAUGAAUUGAUAAGCUAGAUUGGUCCACCUGUCAUGUAUUAUAAUUCAAGGGUAUUCUUUUUUUUUUAUAUGGUUUAGUUUUGUGUUUGUGCAAUUUUAGAAAGUGUAAGUUUGUACUACAUGCAUAUCUCUGAUUAUGAAGUAUAUUUCCUUUUCGGGAAAGUCCCUUUUUUAUCGCCCACCCUCAAAAUGUGAGAAUCAAAUAGAGUCAUACUGUUGCAGUUCUUGUCACUAUUCCUGUUAUUGUAAGUGAGCACAAAUGUAAUACAACACGUGAUGGAGACUGUGUAUGAAUGAAGAGUAUCUGGUUAUAUAUUUUUUCAUCUGUUAUAUUUGAUAUAAAACUUAAUCUUUCCCUUUUAUAUUGCAUCCAUGAUGUGAUGCUUGUACUCUUGAGUCAAGACUUUAGUUUCAUUUUAAAGGUGGUAAUAACAGAUUUUCAAAUUUCAAUUCAAAAUUACACAUUUGUAUUAAAAUUUCUCUUCUGUACCCUUUAUUUAUUCAUAAUAUUGGUGAAAAGGAAACAAGUUACUACUCCUCGGAGUUCUCAAAUAUAGAACUUUUAUUUCUUUAUGUUAUAUUUAUUUCACUUUUAGAUAGAUAUAAAUGAAGAUAACAGUAAAAUUUCAUCAGUCUAAACAACAUAAUGAUUUUUAAGGACACCAUAGCCUAUGUGUUUGAUUGGUAUGGAAUCCUGCAUAUGUACAAUGUAUAUUUCCAACCUGUAUUUCAGAUGGUUAAGUUACUGCGUUUGGUCGUGGUACAUAUAGAUAUUUUUAUCACAAUCGAACCAUUAUAUCAUUCCAGUAUUUAAAAUACUCUAUCUUUAUGUAGCAUUGAUUUUAAUUUUGAUAUCAAUAUUCAUUUUUUUUUAUUCAAAUGCAUGUAGUUACUUUUCAUUAACAUUAUUUACUUACAUGAUCAAAUAUUAACUUGCCUAAAGCAGAGCUUAUUGAAAAGUUAUUUAUAUGAGUAAAUACAUGCAUGUCCCAAAGUGUUAUUUGUGGUGAAUACAAGUUAAGUAUUUAAUAAUACUGAGUAAUAAUAAUAAUAACGCGCCUCGGAAUAGAAUAUUUCUAGAUAGAUGGCGCUAUAUAAAUGCCUAUUAUUAUUAUUUCCUGACCUUUUGUAGGACAAUAUAUUGUUAUAUGCACUGUCCAAUAUGAAAAUAAUUUACCUAUCCCAUAUCUAGUGAAAUCCCCAAUGAUACUCAACAUGUAACCUAUUAUACUGUUUUUGCCAAAUGUGUUCACAUUUUUGCAAGAGUAUUUUUAGCUGUGAUGUGAUGGUUAUAACAAAGGAAAAUUAUACUCAUGUGUUUUGUCAAAAUAUCUAUAAAUGAAACCACUUGUUCAUCUAUUAAUAGACAUGAUCAGUUGUGUGCAGUAAGGUCGAUAAUCCUUUUCCUCACUCUACAUUAUGUGAUACACUUACAUUACAUGAUACUCCUACUUACAAGUAUAAGUAAUUUGAGUGUAUGGUUGCAUUUAGCAGUAGGUUUUGCAUAGACAUUGCAUAACAUUUUGUAUGACUUCAUUAGCAUGUUCUCAUUACUAAGGGUAAUGCUGGGACUUCCAAGAUAGCGGGACAUUGAGCGUUCACUGAGGAUAAUGAUGUGAUAGUGGAACCUCUAGUGUGCUCCCAGAAAGGUCAUUUACCUUCUUUGUAUUCUCACUACAAGCACCAAUCAUUAUCUUUAGUUCAUUUGUUAGCCUCAAGAACCCUGUGCUUAUUACCAUUGAUAAUGAUAUCACCAUGGAAACUGAAUAAAUUAAAAAUUGAGGGCAACCACUGGAUUUCUACCACUACCAACAAGCAAAUAACAUUCUUCUGAGGAAGUUUUUACCAGAGUUGGGCUAGCAGGACUGCCACACCACUUUCCUAUGUUGGAUUUAAAAAAAAAAGUUUUCCUUGUUCCACUACAAAACCCACUAGUAAUGAUAUUAAACAUUUCUUUGUUUAUUAGAUUCCUGAUACAGUACAGUAUACAGUUAUUGACAGAAGAAAGAAACAGAGAUUUUGUUUGGCACUGUUUCAUCUGUACCCAUUGUUUCAUCAAAUGACAGGAAAUAUCAAACUUUGCCAAGUUUAUAAUUUAAUACAAGAGAAACUAAGUUCUUAAUCUAAUAACUUUGUUCUAUUGUUUGCAAUAUUCCAAGGCUUUGACAUUAUAAUACACAUGUUGUACAUUCAUAAUCAGAGAUGCUACAAUAGGGAAUCCUACCUUUUUGCAACAUAUUUGCAGGCAUACAAAGUGCAAUGUUGGUUAAAGCAUGGUAACCACCCCCCCCCCAAAAAAAAAGAACUGUCUGUCACAAUUCAAAUCCAAUACUUGAUUGCAUGCCAGCCCUAAACGAUGCGGAGGAUCUUUGUCUUCAACUUUCUAAUGCUCAAUCACUAAAAUUUGAAAGAUUAAUGUGCAGUCCCUUUUAAAAAUCAAAAUAAAUACAUCGAAUGAGGGCACUGGUGAGUCAAAGAAUUGUGACUAGUAGUGUAGAUGUCCUCAAAUUCAAACUUUAAAUUUUCAUAGUGAAUCAAGAGAUUAAAAAUAAUUCAAUUUCCACAACACAAUUUCAAUGUUAGAUGAUGAUACUGGAGUAUGUAAGUAAUUUACACUUACUGUCUCUUCACCAAAGUUUCAGAAAGGCUUUAAAGGUCCCUUACAGAUAAUUACCCUACCUUUUUCAUCAGUUGUAAGUGGUAUGCUGGAGUAUUUAAAGCACUGUUUUCAUUUCAUGUGAUUUACUAUACUCAAGAGCAACAUUAUUAUUUUAUUAGCUCAUCACCUUGUUAUGCGUUGAUCAACAUGUUUCAUCACCUUUUAUUUGUCUUAUUUUUAAAAGAUAUAUCUUGAAUAACAUCAGUCAUGCGUAUCUGUAAUGUUAUCUAAUUAUAAUUUAGGUCAUUUUUAUUCUGUUAUAUGAAAGUAAAUUCAUUGUAUUUGUUCAUUUCAGCAUUAUGAAAGAUUCUUCUUCACAAUAAUGCACUGGUCAUGAACAUGUCAUGGAUGUAUGUUUGAAUUUUAAAAAUUUUAUUCUGUAAGCUUUAGUCUUGCUACUUGCCCCAAUCUGAUGUGUGAUAAAUUGUCAUUCAAAAUCUUAGAAUAGAGGUAUUUGGGUGUUGGUUGUAUUGCCAUGUAAGAUGUAGAAUAUUGCCAAUUUGAUGCUGCUGCUGCAUGAUAAAAGGAUAAAAGUGAUGCAAGGAAAACAUUGAUUUUGUUCUACGUGUAAAUAUAUACUCAAUGUUGCAUGUUAUCAAUUUCAAAAUAUACUUUUCCUUCUUGAUUUUUUUAAAACACUAUUUGAUGUUAUAGGUAUUUAAAUCCAUGGUGUAUUUCUAACACCCAUGUUUGUGGAUCUCAGAAAACUGAGUGGUGUUCUUAACACUGUAGAUUUGACAGUCAACGUGUAAUGUAUUCCAAACACCAACCUGUACUUAAUCUCUAUAGAAACAGAUGGUCAAUAUUAAUAGUCCCUUCAUAUAUCCAUUGUGCACUUUUACUCAUAGUAUGCAAGCAGCUUUUAAUUUCGUGAUGGUAUUAUCCUCUCUUGAAAUAAGAGCAUAUGAACUCACCCCAGGUGUGUGUACUUCUGAUGAGUUAAUCUCUUUAAAGGGACACAUACCAGACAGUCAAAAUAAAAUUUGGAUGUGAAUGAUGUGAAGUAAUUUAGAUUUUUGUUGUUGUUGAGUGAAUCAUUUAUAAAACAUUUAUAAAUGCCAAACAUAGGCUUAUGUACUUAUGUGUUAUAAAUAGCCAAUGGUGUCAGAAGAUCAUACCGAUUAUGUAAUAUUUUAAUAUUCUGCUCUGUAAAACUUAGAAAUGGUUUGACUGCAAAUGAAACAUGUAGAGACCAGACUUAGUGUACAUUUGUUUUGAAGCAAGUAUUCUGUACAUGAUCUAAGGAAAGUUUUGUCAAGAUGGAUAAUGAUGUUUGAACAAUGUUUCAUUUUAUUCUUAAGUUUUCUUCCUUCAGCAGUUAGAAAAAAGCAGAUUUGCCUGGCUACACAUACUGUAGCUUUCUAUGAUGGUCACCUGUACCUGUAUUAUCACCUGCUAUAUGUACUUCCUCUCUAGGUAUAUGUUUAUAUAUAAAGUGACAAUCUGACUGUCCAUAUAAAAUAGCUGCUGUCUAAAGUGAUGAUAGAGUGGACCUGUUUAUUAUAAAGAUAUCUCAAUGGAGUCUACAGUGUUUUUUUUUUUGGGGGGGGGGUAGAUUAUCCCCUAAAUUUAGAGUAAACAAAUAUGUAAUUUCAAUUUGAAAUGACUUGAUUCUGUCAAGAAUCAAUGAUCGAUUGUAUUUUUUUCUUUGUUAUAGUAAUAUUACUUGCCCUUUGAACAUGACUUUCAAGGACACAUGAAUGUUUUGUGAAGGAUGUGAAUAUUGAAAAAAUGUAUGCUUUGAAAGUUCACUUAACAAACUUGGGAGAGGGUUCUGAGCUUGUUAAAUGUGAGAACCGUUCACCAAAAGUUUUAUCAUUUUUUUAAGAUUCUGAUGAACUAAAAGGGGGAUGCUUCUGAACCAAAGUUUGUUUCAUAAACCCUUUUACUUGGGGAAAGUGGUCUAAACUUGCAACUGAAGAGGCUCUAAGUGGGGCUUGCUCAUUGAAGGCCUCUUGUGCACAUCAAGUGUAAUUGCGCUAGACUUGUCAUAAGACCCACUGGUUGAUUAAAGUGUCAAGGUCUGUGCUUGCAGACUAUUUAUCCCACCCAACCCCUGCAUAUGUUCAGUGAGCUGUUUGGCAUCGAUUUUGAAGUUGGAUUUGUCCAUUUUUAUGACAUUCGCAUCCUUUGCAAAUUGUUUGUGUGCCACUCAAUCAUCAAUAUGUAGUAGAGACUAUUUUAUUGUAGUUGUAUCUGUCUUUUUCUCCAACUUUCACCAAAUAUUCAUUCAGCUGUGAUUUAUAUAUUGAUUGUUAUGUCAUCUGAAAUUUGUAAAUAAUAGUAGCAAUCAAUCAAAAUGUAUUUAUAUUCUACUAUAUAUAUUUUUGAUUUGCUUAAGAACAACACUUGGCCAUAUUACGGUAAGCAUUGUCAAUCAAAGCAUAUAACAUGUACUAAACGGAAUGAUUAAAUUGCUAAAUGCAUAGCA
Molecule: messenger RNA, 8725 nt
Organism: Lytechinus variegatus (green sea urchin)
Lineage: Eukaryota; Metazoa; Echinodermata; Echinoidea; Temnopleuroida; Toxopneustidae
Product: pleckstrin homology domain-containing protein 1-like
Exons: 2
Coding region: 70-537 (155 amino acids)
Source: RefSeq, a predicted model, not a curated record